This is a messenger RNA of Anisakis simplex (herring worm), 315 nucleotides long. The record is from the annotation of a GenBank genome assembly. Lineage: Eukaryota; Metazoa; Nematoda; Chromadorea; Rhabditida; Anisakidae.
AUGGUUGCCGAACGUAUUUGUUUGUGGUGCUCAAUUUUCCUUUACUAUCUUGAAAGUGCCAGUUCAAUUUCGGUGUAUUGGAACGUACCAACGAGAGUGUGCAUUAAGCGCGGCAUUGAUUUGGAACUGUCACGGUAUGGAAUUCGAACGAAUGCCGAUGAACGAUUUUACGGUAAUGAAGUAGUGACAUUCUACGAAGGCAAAAUCGGCUUAUAUCCAUUGUACAAUGUUAACCAAAAUGCCACGUACACUAUCAAUCACGGUUUGCCUCAGGUUAGUAGCAUUGUCAGGAGUCGGGCGACUAAUUCGCCAUAA